Molecule: messenger RNA, 970 nt
Organism: Gastrolobium bilobum
Lineage: Eukaryota; Viridiplantae; Streptophyta; Magnoliopsida; Fabales; Fabaceae
Product: short-chain dehydrogenase TIC 32, chloroplastic-like
Exons: 8
Coding region: 41-970 (309 amino acids)
Source: RefSeq, a predicted model, not a curated record
CACACACAACAUAGAGACAUAGAAAGAGAGUUAGUUAGGCAUGUGUCCUUCUGGGUUUUCAUUAUCUUCCACUGCAGAGGAAGUUACACAAGGGAUUGAUGGGACUGGCCUCACUGCUAUUGUCACAGGAACAACCAAUGGUAUUGGCACUGAAACUGCACGAGUUCUUGCUUUGCGUGGGGUCCAUGUGAUUAUGGGGGUGAGAAAUAUGGUUGCUGCCAAAGAUGUCAAGGAAGCAAUACUUAAGGAGACUCCCAAAGCUAAAGUUGAUGUCAUGGAGUUAGAUCUUAGUUCAAUGGCAUCAGUUCGUAAAUUUGUGUCAGAGUUUAAUUCUUCUGGUCUUCCUUUGAACAUCCUCAUAAACAAUGCAGGAAUUUGUGCAACCCCUUUCACGCUGUCCAGAGACAACAUUGAACUACAAUUUGCCACAAAUCACUUGGGUCAUUUUCUUUUAACAAAUCUUUUAUUGGAUACAAUGAAGAAAACAGAACGUGAAAGCAAGAAAGAAGGGAGAAUUAUUAAUGUCUCCUCUGAGGGUCACCUAUAUUCAUAUCCUGAAGGAAUCCUUUUUGAUAAAAUCAAUGAUGAAUCAAGUUACCAGAAAUGGCGUGCAUAUGGGCAAUCAAAGCUUGCUAACAUUUUACACGCCAAUGAACUUGCAAGAUGUCUUGAGGAAGAUGGGGUAAAUAUUACUGCAAAUUCUCUUCAUCCGGGAGCUAUUAUCACCAAUAUUGUAAAGACUGAUUAUGAUGCAAGUUCUCUUUGUCUACUUGAUGCGAUUGGGAAAAUUGUGAUUAAAAGUGUUGGGCAGGGAGCAGCAACAACAUGCUAUGUAGCAUUGCACCCACAAGUGAAGGGAAUUAGUGGCGAGUAUUUUUCAGAUAAUGAUAUGGCUAAACCAAGCUCACAAGGAACGGACACUGAUUUGGCGAAGAAACUCUGGGAUUUCAGCAUGAAAUUAAUUGAAUAG